Messenger RNA from Parastagonospora nodorum SN15, 420 nucleotides. RefSeq lists its product as hypothetical. The record is from RefSeq and is a predicted model, not a curated record. The coding region runs from base 1 to 420 and encodes 139 amino acids. The transcript has 2 exons. Lineage: Eukaryota; Fungi; Ascomycota; Dothideomycetes; Pleosporales; Phaeosphaeriaceae.
AUGAGCUCCUCCGUGUCGACUCUGUUGGGAUCUAUACCAGACCUUUUGCUCAGCUUCAUCCUGUCGAUCUUAGUCUCCACGCGCCAAGCCAUCAGCCUUAUGAGCAGCGCUAUGCACCAAAAGGAAUACGCGAAACGCCGUGCAUUUAAUGAUGCGAUGAGGCGUGUUACUGGAAUAGGAAAAGAGUGGGCGGAUAAGGUGUUGAGGAUCGAGGACCUAUUGGUGUAUUACUCACAAAACCGAAUGAACACGGCCUUAAUUAUCCUAAUCUCCGUCUUCGCCGUCAUCAUCUCAAUCCUAAGCGUCCAGGUCCCGCGCUACAUUGAACAUCUCGAACGGCAGAAAUUCGAGUACGAGGAUGCAGCGACGCCACGACCGAUGACCGACGGCACGACCACGCCUCCACGUCCAAGUAACUAG